Molecule: messenger RNA, 1531 nt
Organism: Myripristis murdjan (pinecone soldierfish)
Lineage: Eukaryota; Metazoa; Chordata; Actinopteri; Holocentriformes; Holocentridae
Product: cytochrome P450 3A56-like
Exons: 13
Coding region: 1-1515 (504 amino acids)
Molecular function (GO): heme binding; oxidoreductase activity, acting on paired donors, with incorporation or reduction of molecular oxygen, reduced flavin or flavoprotein as one donor, and incorporation of one atom of oxygen; steroid hydroxylase activity
Source: RefSeq, a predicted model, not a curated record
AUGGGCUUCCUACCCUAUUUCUCUACUGAGACAUGGACCCUCCUGGUCACUUUCAUCACACUGAUCUUUGUGUAUGCCACCUGGCCAAAUGGAACAUUUAAGAGGCUUGGCAUCCCAGGUCCCAAACCAAUCCCUUUUCUCGGCACCAUGCUGGCAUAUAGAAAGGGAUUCAUUAACUUUGAUACAGAGUGCUUCCAGAAAUAUGGAAAAACAUGGGGUAUCUUUGAUGGUCAUCAGCCAGUGCUGUGUAUCACAGAACCCUCCAUGAUAAAGACAAUCCUAGUUAAGGAGUGCUACUCUUUCUUCACCAAUCGCAGAAACUUCCAUUUGAAUGGGCCACUGUACGAUGCCGUGUCCAUCGUGGAGGACGACGAUUGGAGGAGGAUCCGCAGCAUCCUCUCUCCCUCCUUCACCUCUGGAAGACUGAAAGAGAUGUUUGACAUAAUGAAGCACCACUCUGCCAACCUGAUCAGCAGCAUGAAAAAGAAGGCAGACAAGGACGAGGCCCUAGAGCUGAAGGAGUUCUUUGGACCUUACAGUAUGGAUGUAGUGACCAGCACAGCCUUCAGUGUAGACAUAGACUCAAUAAACAACCCUUCAGACCCCUUUGUCACUAACAUCAAGAAGAUGCUGAAGUUUGACCUUUUCAGCCCUCUCUUCAUCCUUAUUGCUGUCUUCCCCUUCCUGGCUCCUAUAUUUGAGAAGAUGGAGUUUUCUUUUUUCCCGACCUCUGUCACUGACUUCUUUUACGCUUCACUGAAGAAGAUCAAGUCGAAUCGUGAGUCCAGCGAGCACAAGACUCGAGUGGAUUUCCUUCAGCUGAUGAUUGACUCUCAGAAAGACAAUGAUACCUCAGGGACGGGAGAAAAUAAAGGUUUAACUGAUCAUGAGAUCCUUUCUCAGGCUAUGAUUUUCCUCUUUGCUGGCUAUGAAACCAGCAGCAGUUCUCUCACUUUCUUGGCCUACAACCUGGCAACAAACCCCGACACCAUGAAACGGCUGCAGGAGGAGAUAGACUCCACUUUCCCAAACAAGGCUCCUGUUGAGUACCAGGCUAUGAUGCAGAUGGAGUAUCUUGAUAGUGUCAUCAACGAGUCUCUCCGGCUGUACCCCAUCGCCCCACGUCUGGAGCGUGCUGCCAAGGCAACUGUGGACAUCAAUGGCAUUGUGAUUCCAAAAGAUAUGAUUGUCUUGGUACCCACAUGGGUCCUGCACCGGGACCCUGAGAUAUGGCCCAACCCCGAGGAGUUCAAACCUGACAGGUUCAGCAAAGAGAACAAGGAGUCUAUUGACCCCUACACGUACAUGCCUUUUGGGGCAGGGCCAAGGAACUGUAUUGGGAUGCGAUUUGCUCUGGUGAUGAUGAAACUAGCAGUAGUGGAGAUCCUGCAGAGGUACAGCUUCAGUGUGUGUAAGGAGACAGAGAUCCCCUUUGAGAUGGACAUUCAGGGCCUCCUGAUGCCAAAACGGCCAAUCAAGCUGAAGCUCGUUCCACGUUCUGAUGUAUCAAGUUAGGAAAUCAACAACUACA